AUGGGACAUGAGGAGCAUGGAGGGACUUGGCACAUGGAAGCAGCUCAACUGGAUACGCAAAGGAAGAAGGGAGAAGCCAUCUUGAAGACCAGCUCGACCGUCCACUCGACCAACCGGUCGAGUUCCUCAACUCGACCGGCCAAGCUUCAACUCGAUCGAGCUGGAACGAUAACAGAAGCACGUGCAUGGGCUACUGCACAAACGGGAGAAAUAAUUGGACCAAUGGCUAGGGUCUCAUAUCCACGGACUGAGAUCGAGGGUGAAUGGUGCCAAAUAGAUGGAGCAUGGAAAGACACAGAGUGUCGAGCGGGUCUUGGUUGGUAUAACUUUGAUCCCGCGUCAGGUUCAAUCUUGGUGGGCUCAUGUAAUUUACGGCGAGGUUUAUCACCUCUGCAGACAGAAUUGGAAGCAUUAGUUUGGGCUAUGCAAAGUAUGCUAACCCACAACAAAAGGCAAAUGAAUUUUCAAACAGAUUGUUCAGAGUUGGUAACCAUGGUGUCAAAACCUCAGGACUGGCCGGCUUUUGCGAUUUUGCUUGAAGAGGUGGAGAAGUGCAAAAGGAGUUUCCAGGCGUUCUCUCUAACUCAUAUCCCAAGGACGAAGAACACGAAGGCGGACAAGUUAGCACGGAGUGCUCGAGAUCAGCCUUAUGACGUGUAUUAUGUAAACACAGUUCCACCGGUCACGCUUCCCGUGCCGAAUUAG
Messenger RNA from Microthlaspi erraticum, 705 nucleotides. The record is from the annotation of a GenBank genome assembly. Lineage: Eukaryota; Viridiplantae; Streptophyta; Magnoliopsida; Brassicales; Brassicaceae.